GUUAAGCAGAGUAGGUCUUAUAGAGAGAGGCACUAACCCUAUUGUCUCUCCUCGGAAACCCUAGAGCCAUGGCUUCUCGGAGGCUCUUAUCUUCUCUUCUUCGAUCGUCCGUACGCCGAUAUUCGGCCAAAUCUCCGGCAAUCAGCCCUAGAACUCCAUCGCCUUACCCUUCUUCUCGUCCUUCUCCAAAGGGUUUUCUCCUCAACCGCGCUGUUGACUAUGCAACGUCGGCCGCUGCCGCGGCAUCACCACCGCCGCCACCUCCCGCGAAGGGAGCGGGGCCGAGCGGGAAAAUCACUGACGAGUUCACUGGCGCCGGUGCGAUUGGCAGUGUCUGUCAGGUGAUCGGUGCCGUCGUCGAUGUCAGAUUCGAUGAGGGGUUGCCACCGAUCUUGACGGCCCUGGAGGUUCUGGACAAUUCGAUUCGGUUGGUGUUGGAGGUUGCCCAGCAUUUGGGAGAGAACAUGGUGAGGACCAUUGCUAUGGAUGGAACGGAAGGGCUCGUGCGUGGACAGAGAGUCCUCAAUACUGGUUCUCCUAUCACUGUGCCUGUUGGUAGGGCUACCCUUGGCCGCAUCAUUAAUGUUAUUGGAGAGCCUAUCGAUGAGAGGGGCGAAAUCAAAACCGACCACUUUUUGCCUAUUCAUCGAGAAGCUCCAUCCUUUGUUGAUCAAGCCACUGAACAACAGAUCCUCGUUACUGGAAUCAAGGUUGUCGAUCUCCUUGCGCCAUACCAAAGAGGUGGAAAGAUUGGGCUGUUUGGUGGUGCUGGAGUAGGAAAAACUGUGCUUAUUAUGGAACUUAUAAACAAUGUUGCCAAAGCUCAUGGUGGUUUUUCUGUGUUUGCUGGUGUUGGAGAGCGUACUCGAGAGGGUAAUGACUUGUACAGGGAAAUGAUUGAGAGUGGUGUGAUUAAGCUUGGGGAUAAGCAGAGCGAAAGCAAGUGUGCACUUGUGUAUGGUCAAAUGAAUGAGCCCCCUGGUGCCCGUGCUCGUGUUGGGCUUACUGGAUUGACUGUGGCUGAGCACUUUCGUGAUGCUGAAGGACAAGAUGUGCUUCUCUUUAUUGACAACAUUUUCCGCUUUACCCAAGCUAACUCUGAGGUGUCUGCUUUGCUUGGUCGUAUUCCAUCUGCUGUCGGUUAUCAACCAACCUUAGCAACAGAUCUUGGAGGCCUUCAAGAGCGUAUUACAACAACCAAGAAAGGCUCCAUCACAUCUGUCCAAGCCAUUUAUGUGCCUGCUGAUGACUUGACUGAUCCAGCUCCUGCAACCACCUUUGCUCACUUGGAUGCCACAACUGUGUUGUCCCGACAGAUCUCUGAGCUUGGUAUCUAUCCUGCCGUUGAUCCUCUUGAUUCUACAUCUCGUAUGCUUUCCCCACAUAUUUUAGGAGAGGAGCAUUACAACACAGCUCGUGGGGUACAAAAGGUUCUUCAGAACUACAAAAAUCUUCAAGAUAUCAUUGCCAUUUUGGGAAUGGAUGAACUCAGUGAAGAUGAUAAGUUGACUGUUGCCCGUGCUCGUAAAAUUCAACGAUUCUUGAGCCAGCCUUUCCACGUUGCAGAAGUUUUCACUGGUGCCCCUGGAAAGUAUGUGGAGUUGAAAGAGAGCAUUACCAGCUUCCAGGGAGUUUUGGAUGGAAAAUAUGAUGACCUUUCAGAACAGUCCUUCUACAUGGUUGGAGGAAUUGAAGAAGUCAUUGCUAAAGCAGAGAAGAUUGCAAAGGAAUCUGCAGCCUAAUUAAGUUGCAUUUCCCCACUGACUAUUUUGUUCCUUUGUCUCGAUAAUUGCGAAAAUCAAUAAUUUAGUUGGUGUUGGUAAUUCCUUCACCGGGAGUUUCAUUUUUUUGAGGUCAAAUGUGUGAGGAUUUCCAUUUCUGUUAUAUAUUGUUGCAGGGUUGUGAUAGAGAAAUGGAUCCCAAAGGCUUGCCCUGUCAGGCCCCUUUUUAUUUUGUUAUUCAAUAAGCAAAAACGAAGAGGGCUGGAAUGUAUAUUUUUCUUGCUUUAUCUAUUGGAAUCUUGGAUGCCCAACCUACAAACACACAUGCCUUUGACUUG
Messenger RNA from Vitis riparia (riverbank grape), 2059 nucleotides. Its product is annotated as ATP synthase subunit beta, mitochondrial. Bases 69 to 1742 code for a protein of 557 amino acids. Gene Ontology annotation, biological process: proton transmembrane transport; proton motive force-driven mitochondrial ATP synthesis. The transcript is spliced from 9 exons. The record is from RefSeq and is a predicted model, not a curated record. Lineage: Eukaryota; Viridiplantae; Streptophyta; Magnoliopsida; Vitales; Vitaceae. Gene Ontology annotation, molecular function: proton-transporting ATP synthase activity, rotational mechanism; ATP binding; ATP hydrolysis activity.